This is a messenger RNA of Olea europaea var. sylvestris, 655 nucleotides long. Its product is annotated as small conductance calcium-activated potassium channel protein 3-like. Gene Ontology annotation, cellular component: nucleus. Bases 260 to 655 code for a protein of 131 amino acids. The transcript is spliced from 3 exons. The record is from RefSeq and is a predicted model, not a curated record. Lineage: Eukaryota; Viridiplantae; Streptophyta; Magnoliopsida; Lamiales; Oleaceae.
UGGGCGUGCAAAUGCAAAAGGAAAUCAAGUGUGAAAGCUAAAUCUCAUCAAAUGAUCCACCCAAUUAAUAGCUCCAUCUCUGACACUACCAUCAUUGAAUAUCUGUCCUGUAUCUAUACCUCCUUAUACUGUAUCUAUAUAUUGUAUUGCUCUAUAAAGCUGUUAAAGACUAGACCAACCGAACCCAUUUCACUGUUUCUUUUCUUCAUCUGGACCUGACCUACAUGUAUAGCUCUAGAAAUAGAGAAGAGGGUUAAAGAUGUCUCAGAAAUGUGAUGAUUUACGGUUGAGUUUGAGUUUGAGUUUGAGUUUGAGAUGCCCACAGAAUGUUAAUCCACCGCCACCGCCACCGCCGCUGGCUCCUCCACCACCACCACAACCACCGUUUCCAUUGAGCCUGUUGCAAUCUCCUUUGCCUUUCAUGCAGCGGCAGAAUCAGAAGUCUUCAACCGCUGAUCCGUUUCAAUUAUCUGCUGAUCGGCAUGUUGAGGGGAGAUCGUUUCUCCGGGGGAUUGACAUGAAUAAACCGAUAACUCUAAUACAUAUGGAGACGUCACAUCAAUUAAUCCUUAGAGGCAGAGAGGAUCCUGACACAGAUAUAUUUCUAAAAGUGGCGACAGAGGGAUCUGUUAAAGGAGCACUUCGGAGUGCCUAA